AUGGAGACCCUGUUCCUGACCGUUGUGCUGGGUCUGGUCGCUGCCCUGCAGGCCCAGGACCCCCUGUCCUUCACCUCGGAGGAGCAGGAUCUCACAGGGACCUGGUACGUGAAGGCCCUAGUGACUGACAGGGAAGUGCCGGAGGGAAAGAGGCCCAGCCAGGUGUCCCCUGUGACAGUGACAGCCCUGGAAGGUGGGGACUUGGAGGCCACGUUCACCUUCAUGAAGGAGGGUCAGUGCCACCAGAAGAAAGUCCUGAUGCAGAAAACCGAGGAGCCGGGCAAAUAUAGCACCUAUGGGGGCAAGAAGCUCAUGUAUCUACAAGAGCUGCCAGUCAAGGGCCAUGAAAUCUGGUACUGCGAAUGCCACCACCAUGGGAAACUGCGCCGCAUCGGAAAGCUCAUGGGUAAGAGUCCUGAUGUGAACCCAGGGGCCCUGGAAGAAUUUAAGAAAUUCAUAUGGUGCAAGGGACUUCUGGAGGAAAACAUUUUCAUGCCCACACAGAGGG
Molecule: messenger RNA, 508 nt
Organism: Galeopterus variegatus (Sunda flying lemur)
Lineage: Eukaryota; Metazoa; Chordata; Mammalia; Dermoptera; Cynocephalidae
Product: odorant-binding protein 2b-like
Exons: 5
Molecular function (GO): small molecule binding
Source: RefSeq, a predicted model, not a curated record